Molecule: messenger RNA, 789 nt
Organism: Fragaria vesca subsp. vesca
Lineage: Eukaryota; Viridiplantae; Streptophyta; Magnoliopsida; Rosales; Rosaceae
Product: pentatricopeptide repeat-containing protein At1g63080, mitochondrial-like
Exons: 1
Coding region: 1-789 (262 amino acids)
Molecular function (GO): protein binding
Source: RefSeq, a predicted model, not a curated record
AUGAGGUUUGUCUUUUCUGUGUUGGGAACGUUCUUCAAAUUGGGUCUUCAACCAGAUGUUAUAACCUUCUCCACUAUCAUCCACGGGUUUGUUCUCGACAAUCAAGUGCCUGAGGCUGCACGAGUUUUCACCAAAAUGGUCGAGGGAGGUCACUGUAAGCCCAAUGUGGUUGUUUGCAACACACUUAUAAAGGGCUUCUGCAAGAUAGGGAACAACAGUUUUGCGAUUCAGUUGCUUACGAACAUGGAAGAGAGAGGUUUUAACCCCGAUACAGUUUCCUAUUCCACCAUUAUCGACAGUCUCGCCAAGGGCACACUCAUUGAUGAAGCAUUGAAACUCUUCGCAGAAAUGAUCAGGAGAGGCAUUGCUCCAGACGUUGUUACUUACACCUCUUUGAUUCAAGGACUUUGUGAUAUAGGCCGGUGCAAACAAGCUACCAGGUUGUUGAAUUAUAUGGUGAGUCAAAGUGUCUUUCCAGAUCUGGUCACCUUUAAUGUCUUGGUUGAUACACUCUGUAAGGACGGGAAGGUUGUGGAAGCUCAGAGUGUGAUUGAGAUAAUGUUUCAAAGACAUAUUGAGCCUGACACGAUCACAUACAAUUCGGUUAUGGACGGUUAUUGUUUGCGAGGAGAGAUGGAUGAGGCCGAAAAAGUAUUUGAUCUAAUGGUUUGGAAGGGCUCCAUGGUCAAUGUUCGUAGUUGUAAUAUAUUGAUAAACGGAUAUUGCAAGAGUAAAAAUGUCGAUCAGGCUUACAGGGGCUUACAGGGUUUUCGAGGAAAUGACUUUUAG